AUGGGGACGGGGAGCGCGACGGCGCAGGCCCUGGCGCUGGUGGCGUUGCUCCUCGCCUGCUCCGACGUCGUCGUCGUCGCGGCGCAGGAGACUGAGCGGAUCCAAGGAAGUGCUGGUGAUGUGCUUGAAGAUGAUCCUGUUGGAAGGCUCAAGGUAUAUGUCUAUGAGUUGCCUCCCAAGUACAACAAGAAUAUACUAGCAAAAGAUUCGCGAUGCCUCAGCCACAUGUUUGCUACAGAGAUAUUCAUGCAUCGCUUCCUGUUGACAAGCGCGGUCCGGACUCUAAAUCCGGACGAAGCUGAUUGGUUCUAUACUCCAGUAUACACAACGUGCGACCUUACACCAUGGGGUCAUCCCUUGACUACGAAGUCUCCACGAAUGAUGAGAAGCGCGAUUCAGUAUAUUUCCAAGCGUUGGCCCUACUGGAACAGGACGGAGGGAGCAGACCAUUUCUUUGUCACACCACAUGACUUUGGAGCAUGCUUCUAUUUCCAGGAAGAGACGGCCAUCCAGCGAGGUGUCCUUCCGGUGCUGCGCCGUGCUACGCUGGUCCAGACUUUUGGGCAGAAGCAUCAUGUGUGCCUCAAGGAAGGCUCCAUCACCAUCCCGCCGUAUGCUCCUCCUCAUAAGAUGAGAACUCACAUUGUUCCGCCAGAGACCCCUCGGUCGAUCUUUGUCUACUUCCGUGGUCUGUUCUAUGACACUGCAAAUGAUCCUGAGGGUGGUUACUAUGCAAGGGGCGCCCGUGCGUCAGUAUGGGAGAACUUCAAGAACAACGCUCUGUUCGACAUCUCGACAGAGCACCCACCAACCUACUACGAGGACAUGCAGCGCGCCAUCUUCUGCCUGUGCCCACUGGGGUGGGCGCCAUGGAGCCCCCGUCUGGUGGAGGCCGUGGUGUUCGGCUGCAUCCCCGUGAUCAUCGCCGACGACAUCGUGCUCCCGUUCGCGGACGCGAUCCCGUGGGAGGAGAUCGGCGUGUUCGUGGCAGAGGACGACAUCCUGAAGCUGGACACCAUCCUGACGUCCAUACCCAUGGAGGAGAUCCUCCGCAAGCAGAGGCUGCUGGCGAACCCGUCGAUGAAGCAGGCGAUGCUGUUCCCGCAGCCCGCGGAGCCGAGGGACGCGUUCCACCAGGUGCUCAACGGGCUGGCGCGGAAGCUGCCCCACGGCAAGGGCGUGUUCCUCAAGCCCGGGCAGAAGGUGCUCAACUGGACGGAGGGGACCCGGGAUGACCUCAAGCCGUGGUAG
Molecule: messenger RNA, 1251 nt
Organism: Miscanthus lutarioriparius
Lineage: Eukaryota; Viridiplantae; Streptophyta; Magnoliopsida; Poales; Poaceae
Source: the annotation of a GenBank genome assembly